This is a messenger RNA of Phaeodactylum tricornutum CCAP 1055/1, 979 nucleotides long. RefSeq lists its product with no specific name. The transcript has a single exon. Bases 1 to 774 code for a protein of 257 amino acids. The record is from RefSeq and is a predicted model, not a curated record. NCBI's taxonomy places the organism in Eukaryota, Bacillariophyta, Bacillariophyceae, Surirellales, Neidiaceae. Gene Ontology annotation, cellular component: zeta DNA polymerase complex.
AUGGCGACGACAUCCGACAAAACGACGAUUCCUUUUAGAAGCGCCUCGUCAUGGCUCAUGCGCAAGAGCUACAGUCAGUGGAAGGCCCUACUGAGUGCUACUCUUGAAUGUUGGGCGCAUAGUAUUUUAUACAAUAAGCACAUUUAUCCCAAGGACACUUUUGGACCCACACGCUUUCUCGGAGUUCGGUGUCACGUAUGUCGGCAUCCUGAAGUCGUCUCAUACGUUCGAGAUACGAUUGCCGUAGCGGUACCGGCUUUGAUUGAAAAUGCCGCGGAUGAGCUUGUUCUUUACUUGACCUCCGAGAAUGAGGAAGAAUUACAGUCAAGACGGAACCUUCAGGCAUACCGGCUCGGUAUUAAGAAUUUAAUGCCAAGUGGUGUGGAAUCAGAAGACGCUUUUACACAGAUGCUUCCGGAGCUUGAACGAAGUAUGCGGGACCUAAUUUUAGAAGUACACAGUUUGCGGUCGGAUCGACUCAUUCCGGGAGAAGACAAUUCAAUCAGUUUCCGUCUCCAGCUGCAUAUAUCGGAUCAGUACAACUCAGCAUCAUGCUACGAGUUGAAUCAGGUCUUCGCUCGAGGAAUUUGGAAAGUAUCCAGUGAAAACGAAUUGGAACGAGGGCAAAGGAAAGCAUCAAACAAGAACUCCAGCCCAGUAAUUAUUCCUUUACAUCGUAUGGAGACACCAAUAUCUACAUUGGAUUUUACGAUGGAACGCGAAAGAAGGGAUGGAUUGGAAACAACGAAGGACAAGCGGCAGGGGACGAUUUAAAUCAGAUUCUGAACUGAUAAGCCGUCGCAACUUUCGAAAACCAAAGAUUUAGGCUAGGCGCUCGUUUCCGAUUCUUGCGCUAAAAGUACAGUUCCCACCAUGCAAAGGUGUAUACAUCACGAAGAAACAUGUUUACACCAGCAAUUACCGUGAAAGAGCUUAACUUCCUUGUCCGGCGGGAUGGACAACAGCAACGUAAUCCUUG